Messenger RNA from Pyricularia grisea, 1824 nucleotides. RefSeq lists its product as uncharacterized. The coding region runs from base 1 to 1824 and encodes 607 amino acids. The transcript has 8 exons. Lineage: Eukaryota; Fungi; Ascomycota; Sordariomycetes; Magnaporthales; Pyriculariaceae. The record is from RefSeq and is a predicted model, not a curated record. Gene Ontology annotation, molecular function: ATP-dependent protein folding chaperone; ATP binding.
AUGCCUUCAGUGACCAUUCCCGUUCGGCUUAAACAGCCUCAACCUAUCGAGGACACGGAUGAUGAUUUUCUGGUUGUCGACGAUCAGGAUGGAAUUCUGGUCAUUGGAAUUGACUUUGGCACAACCUUUUCUGGAGUAGCAUGGGCCACUACGGAAGAGCUGGAGGAUAACCCAAAUGACAUCAAUCUCAUCAUGAACUGGCCCGGAACUGGGCGGGAGGAGAGCAAAGCACCUAGCGAGAUCUGCUACAACGACAACGGCACCAUCAGCUGGGGCUUUGAGGUUUCUCCAGAGGCCGAUUCCAUUCGCUGGUUCAAGCUACUCCUGCUGAAGGACGAGGAUUUGGGCGAUGAUCUGAACGCAUCACCACAUCUCGCUCAAUGCCGCGCCCUUCUCAAGCAGACCCAGAAAUCGGCCAUCCACGUUGUUGCCGACUAUCUCCGCAUGCUCUGGAAGCAUACCAUCGAAACCAUAGUAAGGGCGCGUGGACAAACAGUCGUCGACUCCAUGGUUAUCCGGACGGUGAUUACAGUGCCAGCAAUCUGGAAAGGUUAUGCUCGCCAAGCGAUGGAGAAGGCGGCAAGAAAGGCCGGGAUACUAGACAAGCGUCCGGCCGGGCCGACUGCUCUCGUCCUUGCAAAUGAACCCGAGGCCGCGGCACUAGCGACGCUGAUCGAAAGAGGCCGCAAACCAACUGCCAACAGUAUUUAUAUCGUCUGCGAUGCAGGCGGCGGCACUGUUGAUCUUAUCAGCUACCAGAUUGAACGCGUCAACCCAAUCAGUAUGAGGGAGGCGGUAGAAGGACAAGGUGCUCUUUGCGGUGGCAUAUUCAUCGACGAAGCAUUCGAACAGCUUUGUAAGAGACAGUUUGGUAGCCAAUGGAACUCCUUGAGCAAGACUGCGGCGAGAGACAUCAUCAGAGACGACUGGGAGUUUGGCAUUAAACCGCAGGUCAGAAAAAACAGUGGUUUCAAGGCUUUUACGGUCAGAGUGCCUUCGGAAAUAAACACGAAGUCGACGGUUGGCGUCAAGAGCGGACGCAUGCACUUCCUCGGCUCGGAUAUUGAAUCAACCUUUGAAAACACCUGCCACCAAAUAAAUAAGUUGAUACUCGACCAGCUACAAGGGAUCGAAGCAGGCAGCGAGAUACACGUUAUCCUCGUUGGCGGUCUGGGGUCAUCCCCCUAUCUGUACGACUAUUUGAAUGAGACUUGCACAGGCAUUGGGGUGGGCAUACUCCAAUCGACCGGGACCAAGCCUCGGACUGCCAUAUGCCGAGGAGCCGUCCUCAAAGGCUUCCUCGAAGAUAUGCAGCAUCCUCAAAGCAGCGCACCAGUCAUGGUCACAUCAACGGUCUCGCGGACUAGCAUUGGGCUACUAAUGGACGUACCGUUUAUCCAUUGCGUUCACCUGGAGGAGGAUAAGAAAUGGUGUCCGCUGGAACUAAACUACAAAGCAUCCAACCAAGUGAAGUGGUUUCUCUCCAAAGGGCAAGACGUCCCAGACUGCAAGCCAGUGCGAGCCCCAUUCUACCACCUCCUCUACCCCGAACAGUCACUUCGAGUGAGUCUGGACCUUGUCGAGUGCGAAAAGUCAGACGCCCCGAUGCGCAAAACUUCAGCUGUGACGCCAUUGUGCAAUCUCAGCUUCAAGGUCGAUGUGCAACGUGAAGAUAUUCAGGAGUUCAUAAACUCAAACUGCGCAAAGUAUCAUAAACUUUCCUUUGAGGUUGAAAUGGUGCCGGUGGGUGCUGCGGUAGAGUUUGCCGUCUACGUCUGUGGUAGGAAGCAGGGCGCGAGGAAUGUCAAUGUUCGUUUUGACUAG